CUGCUUUCCUGGCUCCUGAUUGGUCCAGAGGGCGCCUCCUUUACGGCCGCUCUCCGCCCCGCCCUCCUGUCUUCUGCUCAGGCUGCUAACAUGGACACAGCUGGAAAAGUCAUCAAGUGUAAGGCUGCUGUUGCCUGGGAAGCUGGGAAGCCUCUGUCAAUUGAAGAGGUGGAAGUGGCCCCACCCAAAGCCCAUGAAGUCCGCAUCAAGCUGUUUGCCACCGGCGUGUGCCACACUGACGCUUACACCCUGAGCGGCAGUGACCCAGAGGGCCUGUUCCCUGUCAUCUUGGGCCAUGAGGGGGCUGGCACCGUGGAGAGUGUGGGGGAGGGGGUCACCAAGUUCAAACCUGGUGACACUGUGAUCCCUUUGUAUGUGCCUCAGUGUGGAGAAUGUAAAUUCUGCAAAAAUCCCAAGACCAACCUUUGUCAGAAAAUUAGAGUGACCCAGGGACAGGGUCUGAUGCCUGAUAAGAGCUCCCGGUUCAGCUGUAAGGGCAAACAGCUGUUCCACUUCAUGGGCACCAGCACCUUCUCCGAGUACACUGUGGUGGCAGAUAUCUCCCUGGCCAAAGUCAGCGAUAAGGCUCCCCUGGACAAAGUGUGUUUGCUGGGCUGUGGCAUCUCUACGGGCUAUGGAGCAGCAAUCAACACUGCUAAGGUCGAACCGGGCUCUACCUGCGCCGUGUUUGGGCUGGGGGCCGUUGGGCUAGCUGUGAUCAUGGGCUGUAAGGCUGCAGGUGCUUCCAGAAUCAUCGGAGUGGACAUAAACCCAGCCAAGUUCGACAAGGCCAAGGAGUUUGGAGCCACUGAGUGCGUCAACUCCAAGGAGCACACCAGGCCCAUCCAGGAAGUACUGGUGGAGAUGACCGACGGAGGGGUGGACUACUCCUUUGAGUGCAUCGGCAACGUGCAUGUCAUGAGAGCGGCCCUGGAGGCGUGCCACAAAGGCUGGGGGGAGAGUGUGAUCAUCGGGGUGGCUGGGUCCGGACAGGAGAUCUCCACCAGACCCUUCCAGCUGGUCACAGGCAGAGUGUGGAGAGGCACGGCCUUUGGAGGCUGGAAGAGCGUGGAGAGUGUUCCCAAACUGGUGGAGGAUUAUCUGAACAAAAAGCUGAAGGUGGACGAGUUUGUCACCCACACUCUGCCCUUUGACCAGAUCAACCAGGGCUUCGACCUUAUGCACUCCGGACAAAGCAUCCGGACAGUGCUGACCUUCUGAUGUGCCACACGACAGCAUCAGCCUCUUCACAUCCGGCCUUUACACAAUCAGAUGAAGCACUUAUUUGUUAUACUGUGAACAAUAACUUAGCGUUAGAGUUGUUUUCUAAUCUUAAGAAAAAAAAAAGUUUGAACUAAAAAUUAAAUUGAUUUGAAAAUUG
Messenger RNA from Periophthalmus magnuspinnatus, 1381 nucleotides. It is a transcript of the gene adh5, whose product is annotated as alcohol dehydrogenase 5. The coding region runs from base 91 to 1221 and encodes 376 amino acids. Gene Ontology annotation, molecular function: zinc ion binding; S-(hydroxymethyl)glutathione dehydrogenase [NAD(P)+] activity. Gene Ontology annotation, cellular component: cytosol. Gene Ontology annotation, biological process: formaldehyde catabolic process. The transcript is spliced from 9 exons. The record is from RefSeq and is a predicted model, not a curated record. Lineage: Eukaryota; Metazoa; Chordata; Actinopteri; Gobiiformes; Gobiidae.